This is a messenger RNA of Megalops cyprinoides (Indo-Pacific tarpon), 683 nucleotides long. RefSeq names its product 40S ribosomal protein S13. Gene Ontology annotation, cellular component: nucleolus; ribosome; cytosolic small ribosomal subunit. The transcript has 6 exons. NCBI's taxonomy places the organism in Eukaryota, Metazoa, Chordata, Actinopteri, Elopiformes, Megalopidae. Bases 63 to 518 code for a protein of 151 amino acids. The record is from RefSeq and is a predicted model, not a curated record. Gene Ontology annotation, biological process: translation. Gene Ontology annotation, molecular function: small ribosomal subunit rRNA binding; structural constituent of ribosome.
CGUGGACGUUAGUCCCUUGGCAAACUGAAAUCGGCCAACAUUUCUUCCUCUAUAACGUCACCAUGGGUCGUAUGCACGCUCCCGGAAAGGGCUUGUCCCAGUCUGCGCUACCAUACAGACGCAGUGUACCCACAUGGCUGAAACUGACUUCUGACGAUGUCAAAGAACAAAUCUUCAAACUGGCCAAGAAGGGGCUCACCCCAUCCCAGAUUGGUGUGAUCCUGAGGGACUCCCAUGGUGUUGCCCAGGUACGCUUUGUCACUGGAAACAAAAUCCUAAGGAUCCUCAAAUCUAAGGGUCUGGCCCCUGAUCUCCCAGAGGACCUGUAUCAUCUGAUCAAGAAGGCAGUUGCUGUGAGGAAGCACUUGGAAAGGAACAGGAAGGACAAAGAUGCCAAAUUCCGUCUGAUUCUUAUUGAGAGCAGGAUCCACAGACUGGCCCGUUACUACAAGACCAAGAGAGUGCUCCCACCCAACUGGAAGUACGAAUCAUCCACAGCCUCUGCUCUGGUAGCAUAAUUGUCAUCAGUUUGGAUAAAUUAACUUUUGGUUGAAGCUCUUCAUGUGUCCUGGACAAUGGGAAACUAAAGUCCUCAGUUACUCAAUGCAUUGGACUUUGUGGAUUUUUUUUUUUUUAUUAAACUUUAAAAAUGUAAAACUGAGUCAGUAAUAAACUACAUGAUA